AUGGAUAAAAAUUCUACGAGUGAUGAUGCUAUCUCAGUUGAGAAUUCAUCUGCUGCACAACAUCCUCAUGUUGACAAUGAGCAAUGUGAAAACUCAACGCAAAAUGAAUUUAAUUUAGCAGAAUGUGCCACUGCUACUAAUGCAACAAAGAAGUCAUCAAUGACUCCGACACCUUUAGAAUUUUCGCCUUGGUCGCAACAUCGAUCUUCAAUUGCUGCAGGUGCAUUUGCUGCAUUCACAAUUAUAGCAAUGAGUGUUGGUAUAUUGACUGUUUGUUUCACUUCACCAAAAGCUACUGGUAUGUUCUUUUUUAUUACUAUGUCAGCCACUUUCUAUAGAUAAAAUAAGAUUACAUGGAGAAUAUAUAAUCAAAAUCUCAAAAUAACACGUACGAGCGUUUCUGAUGGAAUACGUCGAUCGAAGCCAUAGUUUUGUAAUUGUAAGAAAAAAAAAAGUUCAACUAAAUAAUUGCGCAUGUGUCACACAAAAAUUAUCGAUCACUAUUCGUUGCUCUUAUCAUCGAACCACUGACAUCUACAUUUACAACGAAGAUCAUCACCUAGUGCAUCAUCUAUCUCUUCCUCUUCGCUUGUAUAUUGUACUAUUCGUGUAUGAUUACUUGACCAGUAGAUUUACAUCUCUUUCUCUAUCCUCAUAGUUUUGUCUAUUUUUAUAUUCUAUUUCUUAAUAUAAUCAUUAAUUCAAAAUACUAAUAGAACCUCUGAAAGUAUUACUUAACACAAUAAAUUUGAUAACCGUUUGAGCAUGUAAAAAUAUGAAACUUUCAUCUUUUAUAUCAAACUUUUAGCAAAGUAAAUGCUAGAAAAAGAGAUUAUAAAAUGUGGAAGCGAUUACAUUUAAUCAUGCAGUUUGGCGCAGUCUUACACUUUUCAGUCAUAUUGUAUUCGUUGAUGUUCGUCUUUGUUCUCAAAGAUGACGCACUUUUUGAACAAAUUCUAGAGUAAAUCGAAGAAAGGAAAUAGAAAAUUAACUUGCAUGAUAUAGUCGCAUAUAUCUAGCUCUAUCUGAAUUUCAAGAAACUAAGUAGAAUUCUAAUGAAAGAUGAUUGAUUUUGAGUUGCGUACAAAUACAGUAAUACGACAAUUUCUGACAGCAUACUAUAAAACUUGUAAGGAUCCAAUACGAUCAAACAGUGAUAGUCGCACUUGAGCAACCAAUCAGUCAUCACACUGCUUUUCAUCUGUUGUUUAGUUCAAAAAUGUGGGCUCAAAUUCAAAUCAACGGCUCAAAAACCAGUUGAAUACAAGUAUGGUCCACGAUCUGUUGCCGCUGGUGAUUUCGACAAUGACACAUGUUUGGA
Molecule: messenger RNA, 1321 nt
Organism: Rotaria sordida
Lineage: Eukaryota; Metazoa; Rotifera; Eurotatoria; Philodinida; Philodinidae
Source: the annotation of a GenBank genome assembly